Messenger RNA from Lathyrus sativus (Indian pea), 297 nucleotides. NCBI's taxonomy places the organism in Eukaryota, Viridiplantae, Streptophyta, Magnoliopsida, Fabales, Fabaceae. The record is from the annotation of a GenBank genome assembly.
AUGGCAGGUAUUGCAUCUGGAAUUUGCAGCCUUGCUGUCGGCGGCGAUGCACAACGCAAACCAACACAAGCACAACAGUGUUGUUCCAACGGUAACACUCUUGCUCCUUCUACUCCUGCUCCUACGCCUUCACCUUCGCCUGUGCAGCAGUUAUAUGAAGAGUUUGCCUAUUCAAAUACCGGAAAACAAAACAUCAAAGGUCUUACUAAUCAAACUGGCUAUGUUAAGGGUAAUGCUAAUGGAGUCAUCAACUUUGGUUCCUUGUUAGCCUCUGCUAAUGCUCAAAGGCAAGCAUGA